Messenger RNA from Hyla sarda, 6344 nucleotides. RefSeq names its product Rho GTPase activating protein 35 (gene ARHGAP35). The record is from RefSeq and is a predicted model, not a curated record. The transcript is spliced from 7 exons. Gene Ontology annotation, molecular function: GTP binding; GTPase activity. Gene Ontology annotation, biological process: signal transduction. NCBI's taxonomy places the organism in Eukaryota, Metazoa, Chordata, Amphibia, Anura, Hylidae. The coding region runs from base 516 to 4922 and encodes 1468 amino acids.
UUUCUCCUUUGGUCGUGCCCGCGCCCGCGCACCCGCCGGAAGGAAGGAGCCGCCAUUACAGGAGGAGACUCCCGAGUCACCCGGAUACACCCGGAAACCGCGGCCGGGGACCCGCAGUCACCCGACUCACCGGAUAUACGAAGCGGCCGCGGCCUCCGCCAGGGAUGGGCUGGGCGCAGACUCCGGAAAGCCGCAUGUAGGCCGCACUCCCCCCGGUCACCUGGAGAUUCCCGGAAAUCGCGGCCUGAUCCACGCCCGAGAGACAGACGGACUGCCCCAGAAGAAGCCCUGACUAUGAGCGCCAUGUAUGGCUGGUACGGUGGUGACACAAGGAGAGGCUCCUCCCCCUAGGAGCCUUUUUGGCCCAACUAAAGAGGGACCACUGCGUGUGAAGACCAGGCUCCUGAUCACAGCAUCCUGGCGUGUCCUGUCGUGUUUAAGAAGUCUGUGCAUGGAGUGCCAUUACCAAGCAUCACCCCGGCAGACAUUAAUGUGGGCAGGAUGAGUGCUGCGCCAUGAUGAUGGCACGGAAACAAGAUGUGCGGGUGCCCACUUACAGCAUCAGUGUGGUGGGCCUGUCUGGCACUGAAAAGGAAAAAGGCCAGUGUGGCAUUGGAAAGUCGUGUCUGUGCAACAGAUUUGCACGACCCAGCGCAGAUGACUUCCACUUGGACCACACAUCCGUCCUUAGCACUAGUGACUUUGGGGGCCGUGUCGUGAACAAUGACCACUUUCUAUACUGGGGGGAGAUCACCCGUACACUUGAAGAUUGUGUGGAAUGCAAAGUGCAUGUAGUGGAACAGACAGAGUUCAUAGAUGACCAGACAUUCCAGCCUCAUCGCAGCACCGCGCUGCAGCCAUACAUCAAGCGUGCUGCAUCCAGUAAGCUUGCCUCUGCCGAGAAACUCAUGUAUUUUUGCACAGAUCAGUUGGGCCUGGAGCAGGACUUUGAGCAGAAGCAAAUGCCUGAGGGCAAACUGCUGGUAGAUGGUUUUCUGCUGUGUGUGGAUGUGAGUCGAGGCAUGAAUAGGAACUUUGAUGACCAACUGAAGUUUGUGUCCAACCUGUACACCCAACUAGCCAAGACUAAGAAGCCGAUUGUGUUGGUCCUGACCAAGUGUGAUGAAGGAGUGGAACGAUACAUCCGGGACGCCCACGGGUUUGCACUCAACAAAAAGAAUUUGCAGGUGGUGGAGACAUCAGCAAGGUCUAAUGUCAACGUGGACUUGGCCUUUACUGCCCUCAUACAGCUGAUAGACAAAAGUCGUGGCAAGUCCAAGAUCAUUCCUUACUUUGAAGCAUUGAAACAGCAGAGCCAGCAGAGUGCAGCUGCAAAAGACAAGUAUGAGUGGCUGGUGGGACGGUUAGUCAAGUCGCACAACGAGAUUUGGCUUAAUGCGAGCCGGCGCAUGCAGGCCUGCAGUGAAUAUCAGGAUUACGUGUACUUGGAAGGUACCGAUAAAGCCAAGAAGCUCUUUCUGCAGCACAUCCAUCGACUUAGACAGGAACACAUUGAGCGCCGUCGCAAAGUUUACUUGUCAGAUCUCCCCCGUGCUUUAGAUGUCCUUGUGCCUGACCUUGAUGAAAUAGACCAUCUGAGCUGCUCCAAAGCAGCCAAACUCUUAGAGUCAAAGCCUGACUUCUCCCAUUUGUUUGUGGUUCUUGAGGACCCCCCAUGGGAUCUAACCAACCACAUAGAUAACAUGGAUGAUAACCGAAUACCAUAUGAUAUCAUGGAAACCAUGGCGGCCGCAGAAGUCUAUUGCAGUCACCUUGAAAAACUAAGAAAUGCAAGAAAGAAAGCAGAGAUGAAGAAAGCCUUCAAAGAAAACCUAGUUGCAUCUCCAUUUAUCACUCCCGGAAAGCCCUGGGAGGAAGCUCGUAGUUUUAUUAUGAGUGAGGAAUUUUAUCAGUGGUUGGAAGAGCCGGUCUAUAUGGAAAUAUAUAGUAGGCACCAGAAGGAGAUCAUUGACAAAGCCAAGGAGGAGUUCCAAGAGUUAUUGCUGGAGUAUUCAGAGCUGUUCUAUGAGCUAGAACUAGAUGCCAAGCCCAGCAAAGAGAAGAUGGGGGUCAUCCAGGAGGUUCUGGGGGAAGAACAACGAUUUAAAGCUCUUCAGAAGCUGCAGGCCGAGCGAGAUGCCCAAAUCCUCAAACACAUUCACUUUGUCUACCAUCCCACUAAAGACACUUGCCCAAGUAACCCUCUAUGUGUAGACACCAAAAUUGAGCAACUGAUCAGCUCUCGGUGCCCUUACCCUUACGACCGCCUCUAUAAAGACCCAAAUGUAGACAGAAUCAACCUGGUGAUCCUCGGCAAGGACGGUUUGGCACGAGAACUUGCCAAUGAGAUCCGUGCCCUGUGCACCAAUGAUGAUAAGUAUGUGAUCGAUGGGAAGAUGUAUGAAUUGUCUCUGCGUCCUAUCGAGGGCAAUGUGCGGCUGCCUGUCAACUCAUUUCAAACCUCCACCUUUAUGCCUCACGGAUGCCUCUGCCUUUACAACUCCAAAGAGUCUUUGUCCUACGUCGUAGAGAGUAUUGAGAAAAAUCGGGAGUCCAGUCUGGGAAGGAAGGACAACCACCUGCUCAACUUACCCCUCACCUUAAUUCUUGUGAACCGUAGAGGGGACACAGGCGGGGAGACUGCUCACAGCCUCAUUCUGCAGGGUCAGCAGAUAGCCAGCAAGCUUCAGUGCUUCUUCCUAGAUGCUGCCUCCACAGGGCUGGGCUACGGCCGCAACAUAAAUGAGAAGCAAAUUAGCCAGAUCCUGCGGUUUCUUCUAGAGUCCAAAAGGAACCUGAACCUCGUCAGCUCCUCGCCAAGUAUCAAGGAUCUGCUUGACUGUGACCUGCGCAUUGUGAUGUGCUUGAUGUGCGGAGACCCCUUUACUGUGGGGGAGGUGCUGAACAUUCUGAAGCCUCAUACCUAUCGUCCGUCACAGUUUGGAGUCGGUGGCUCGGUGCUGCUUGAUUUACAGUUAGGUAGUCAGAAGCGUCGUCUGGAGCUGCUCAUCUUGUCCUAUCAUGCCUCCUUCAACAUUCGGAAGACAAAACUUGUACAUGGGUACAUGGUUUUCUACGCAGCAAAGCGUCGUGCCUCCCUGGCCAUGCUACGGGCCUUCCUCUGUGAAGUACAAGAUAUUGUCCCUGUUCAACUUGUUGCCUUGACCGAGGGUCCUGUAAAUCUCUUGGAUAACCUGACCAGAGAUCAGUUGACUGAAGGGGAGGAGAUCGCUCAGGAUAUCGAAGGCAAAUUCCUGAACUUACAGUGCGGACAGGCUCAGCCCAAGCUGGACAUGUUCUACUCUUUCUUCAAGGAUGUCGUUGAGAAGAAGGUUAUCAUUGAAGCCUCACAUAUGUAUGACAACACAGCAGAAGCAUGUAGCACUACAGAGGAGGUUUUCAGCUCCCCCCGUGCGGGGUCUCCUCUCUGCAAUUCCCACUUGCCUGACUCCGAGGAAGAUCUAGACCCGUCUCCGCAGCACAUCUUGUCUCGGGAUGACAUGAGUUUGUCUGCACCUUCUAGAGACCAUUCUAAGUUGGAGGACAGUGAUAGUCUUCCUUUCAUCUCUGUCAUGAGCACCUUAGAGAGCAAACUGAACAACAAGGUACCUCCUCCCCUCAAACCAAAGCCUGACCUUUCCUACCUAGACCCUGGGUCCCGAGACGGACACAGACGGUCCUUAACCUCCAUCACUUGGCCAUCUUCUGAUGCCUUUGACCCUUCAGACUAUGCCGAGCCGAUAGACUCUGUCGUGAAGCCAAGGAACCAGGAAGAGAACAUUUACUCUGUGCCUCACGACAGCACCCAAGGAAAAAUAAUCACCAUCCGUAACGCCAUCAAGCCGCAGUCUAACGGCAGCGGGAACGGCUCGGACAGUGACAUGGACACUAAUUCUCUGGAGCGGACACGGAAGGCGUCAAUCGUGACCAAACCUGUCCUGUACCGGACCAAGUGUGCCAAGCUCGGAAAGUUCUCUAGUUAUCGGAGCAGCUUCAGCGUGGGCAGCGACGACGAGCUGGGCCCUAUGAGAAUAAAAAAUGAAGACAUCGGAACGCAGGGGCCGAAAGACAACACUACAAACUCUUACGAGGCAGAUGGGGAGGACCCACGCAAGAGGAACAUUCUGCGCAGCCUGAGGAGAACCACUAAGAAACGAGCCCCUAAACUCCGUCCCUCAUUGACCAAGCAGACGUGGGAGAGCAGCUAUUUCGGGAUGCCGCUGGUGAGCGUAGUGACCGCUGAGAGACCCAUUCCGGUGUUCAUCGAGAAGUGCGUGGAGUACAUAGAAACCACAGGGAUGACUCUUGAGGGCAUCUACCGAGUCAGUGGCAACAAGUCCGAGAUGGAUUCCCUGCAGAGACAGUUUGAUCAAGAUCACAGCCUGGACUUGGCAGAGAAGGAUUUCACAGUAAACACGGUGGCCGGAGCCUUGAAGAGUUUCUUUGCGGAGCUGCCGGACCCUUUGGUGCCGUAUACUUUACAGUCUGAGCUGGUGGACGCCUACAAAAUCAAUGACCUAGAGCAGAAGCUUCAGGCAAUGAAGGAACUCUUAAAGAAGCUGCCCAAGGAAAACCACGAGAUCUUAAAAUACGUCAUCUCUCACCUGAACAGGGUGAGCCAACAUCAUUCAAGUAACCUUAUGACCAGCGAGAACCUGUCCAUCUGUUUCUGGCCGACGUUGAUGCGCCCAGAUUUUACCACUAUGGACGCUCUGACGGCAACUCGCACCUACCAGACAAUCAUCGAGCUCUUCAUUCAUCAGUGUCCCUACUUCUUUUACCAUCGCAAUCCGGUAGACCUCCCCACGCCGAGCUCCCCUUCCACACCUCCCCUAAAUCCUCCUUCCCCUCCUCAGUCUCCCCCGUUAACCCCUGUGUCCCCAUCGUUGAACCUGCUACCUUCAGAUCCAAACAUCCUGUGACCCGUUCCCUUCCCCACAGCUUAGAGUAUCUUCUGGAGGCAACGUCCACCACUACCCGGCCACUCACUGACCUCUCCUGGAGGACUGGUGGCUUUAUGUAUGGGACCACUACAGAUAUAAGAGACUGGGAGCCUGAGCCAGGGAUGGACCCUCCAGCGGAGAGGACAAGGGGGGUAAUCGUGGUACAUUAUGGAGCGGGGGUAUCCCUGGUACACUGUGCAAGGAUCAUGAGUGGAUACCUGGUACACAGACUCUGUGACAAAGAGGGACCCGGCACCCCCCCACAUCACGAAGGGACCCUGGUUCUGUGGAUUACGCCCUCGGUCUGGAUCACAUCACAGGAGGAAGCGGCACUUAGUGCAUUGAGGAGCGACACUGUGAAUUGUGGAGCUUGGGUGGAGACUCGGGCCGGGACUCUCUCUCCGCGUUCCUCUGUGUUAUUAGUUGCCCCCUCUCUCCCUAAUUUUAGGACACUAACCCCCAAAACAGACACAGAUCUCCCACACUACAUAUCUUAGCACUUACAUGCGGCACAUUAGGGUUAUAAUGGGGGCUGCAUGAUUUUGUAUGCUUUGUUCAUGACUACACGGAGAACACAUGUGUGACAGUGGCCGGAGAUCACACGCAUGUUCAUGUGUCUGACGGUUUAACCACUGCUGCUCCGGCUUUUCAUUUUCUUCGUCUUUUUACUUGGAGGCGCCUCGGGAUCGGAGUCUCUGGUAACCGAUCUCCUGAGGUGCCCCCUCCCCGGCUCAUUCUCAAGUGUCGAUUAACUAUUUUAUGUUGAUCCGUGAAGGGUAAAAUCGCACCGAACCCCCCCCCCCCCUUUCCCCAUUUUAACUGACGUGUCCUACUGACCCCCGUAACAGACGGUUGGCCCCCCGCUAAUACUGACUUCACAAUGAGCGCUGCCCUCACUACCUCUGUGUCAAUACACUAACUGUCCUUAAGUGUUAAUACGCCCUCCGACCCCCAACCUACCGAUACCCGUAUGACCGGCGACCACUCAUAAUAGACCUCCUCCUGCUAACUUAAAUCCCCCCACUUACCCCGAUGUGACUUUCCUUACUCCUCCCCCCCUCACCCAGUGAGUGUGACCCGACCCCGAGCCGUGGGUGCUCCGUGGGGGAAACGGUCUCGCUGUGUGGACGUGAAAGGAAACUCCGCAUCCCUCAAGCUUGUCCAUAUCUCGUGCAGGGAGGCCUCGCCGCGACUGGGGGCCCCCACAUCUCUUUCCUGUUCUGUUCGUCGCUGUCCGAUGGUCGGGUCAUUUCGUGCAUGAGAGUGUGACCUGUCCGCCGACGCCCCCCCCUCCCCCCGGAAUCAUGUAUUUGCUGCGAAUAUGCUCAUUGUAAUUUGGAACAAACUGAGGGCCUUAAUGUGACUUGUAUUAUAGCUAAUAAAUCUUGUUAUAAACUCCCA